AUGGUGGGGCAGAGCCCCCUGGGCCCCGGCGAGGGCAGGGCCAGUGUCCUCCUGGAGCCCUUCGUGCACCAGGUGGGAGGCCACACCAGCAUGCUGAAGUACGAUGAGCACACGGUCUGCAAGCCCCUGGUGUCGCAGGAGCUGAGCUUCUACGAGUCGCUGCCACUGGCCAUGAGGCAAUUUACGCCCCAGUACAAAGGCAUCGUUUCAGUGCACCUCAGGAAGGACAGUCUGGGCAACCCGACGCUGAUCGCCAGCCCUGGGCUGCAGCAGGAGAGCUGUGCCCACCGGGACCAGGCCGUGGGUGACCCCGCAGUGACCAUCUGGCACACCAGCCAGCGCGGCGGCGAGCGCACGCUCGUCACCUGGAGCCACACGCAGGUCACCAAGACCUUCAAGGACAGCUGCCCAGGGAAGAUGCUAUUGAGGACAGACCUUCAGUACCACACAGAUUCCCUUCUGGAAGAUGCAAAUGGAAACCAGGCAGAAAGAAAGAGCUACAACCCCUGGGGACUGCACUGUCACAGGCAGCACCUGCACCGCAUGUCCUCCAAGCACAACGAGAACAAACUGCAUCAGUUCCUCCUGCUGGAGAACGUGGUGUCCAAGUACAGCUACCCCUGCAUCCUGGACCUGAAGAUGGGCACGCGGCAGCACGGGGACGACGCCUCGGAGGAGAAGAAGGCUCGGCACAUCAAGAAGUGUGAGCAGAGCACCUCAGCGUCGCUGGGCGUCCGUGUCUGCGGCAUGCAGGUUUACCAAGAGGACACUGGCCAUUUCCUGUGCAAAGACAAGUACUAUGGCAGGACACUCUCCCCCGAGGGGUUCAGGCAGACCCUGCGGCAGUUCCUGUGCAACGGGAACCACCUGCGGACGGAUGUGCUGGAGCCCAUCAUCCUGCGCCUCAAGGCUCUGCUCUCUGUCAUCAGGAAGCAAAGCUCCUACCGCUUCUACUCCAGCUCCCUCCUCAUCAUUUACGACGGGCAGGAGCCCAAGGAGAGCACAGCAGCCCUGGAUCACCACCUGCCCUUCCCGCCGCCGCGCCGCGCCCUGCCGCGCGCCGCGAGUCCCUCCAGGGUGGACGUGCGGAUGAUUGACUUUGCCCACACCACUUUCCAGGGCUCCAAGAGCAAUCCCAUCCCACACGAUGGGCCUGACCACGGCUAUAUCUUUGGCCUGGAGAAUCUCAUCAAAAUCCUUCAGAAUCUCUCGGAAGGAAAGUGA
Molecule: messenger RNA, 1224 nt
Organism: Acanthisitta chloris (rifleman)
Lineage: Eukaryota; Metazoa; Chordata; Aves; Passeriformes; Acanthisittidae
Gene: IP6K3
Product: inositol hexakisphosphate kinase 3
Biological process (GO): inositol phosphate biosynthetic process; phosphatidylinositol phosphate biosynthetic process
Cellular component (GO): cytoplasm; nucleus
Molecular function (GO): inositol hexakisphosphate kinase activity
Source: RefSeq, a predicted model, not a curated record